Molecule: messenger RNA, 1215 nt
Organism: Helianthus annuus (common sunflower)
Lineage: Eukaryota; Viridiplantae; Streptophyta; Magnoliopsida; Asterales; Asteraceae
Product: proteasome assembly chaperone 2
Exons: 7
Coding region: 120-965 (281 amino acids)
Biological process (GO): proteasome assembly
Cellular component (GO): cytosol; nucleus
Source: RefSeq, a predicted model, not a curated record
CAGUUUCCUGGUUUGAACCAUAAACUUCAGCAGAGCUACUUGUUCUUCAAGUUUUCAUAUAACGCACUUCAAUCAUACAAACGAACCACUGAUUACCAACUAAUCUACACAAAAUCGUUAUGGAAUUCAACCUCGAAGAAGGCAAGCACCUCAACGACGAAUGCUCCACUUUAAUCCUGCCAGCAUUAUCGAUCGGAAACGUAGGGCAACUGGCUGUGGAUCUUUUGAUUGCUUCCACGAAAGCUGAGCGAGUUGGUUACCUCGAUGAUCCGAAUGUUCUUCCGUGUGUGGGAAAUGACGCUUAUGCCCCUGCUCCUCAAGGAGACCUUGCUCUCCCCCUUGAAGCUUACGAGUCACCUUCUAGUGCAUUGACCCUUAUCCAACAAAGAUCACCAGUUGUUAAGGGAAUGAUGGUAGAGUUUGCCAAAAAUCUUGCUAAUUUUGCUGUUGCUUCUGGAAAGAAACACGUUGUAAUCCUCUCUAGCUUAGACUUUGGCCGAUGGCAGACAGUUGACAUGUCAAGUGGUUUGCCGAUUCAUUACCUCUCUAAUACAAAUGUGGACGGAGCCGAUGAUAAAUGUGAAAAACUAGGAUGGAAAAAGAUGAAGGAAUACGAUCCUAAUCAGAAACUAUGGAAAUAUCUCAAUACGUUAGCUGAAGGUAAUGCGAACGAAGAUGAUAUUUCUGCUCUUGAAGAUGAUCUAGGAGAAGAAGAUUAUUACCCAAGUCUACCUUUUGCUGCGAUGUUUUCAUGUUUCAAGGCCAAAGGCUUGAAGGUCACAUGCUUGUUAUGUUAUUGCUCUGAAGGGGACAACAUUCCUGAUGCGUUUCAUUUAGCAGAGGCAGCAUGCAAUCUUGUGGGGUUGACCCCUGAUACCUUUAAAGGAAACGAAGGUGGUAAAUGGGUGAUCCCGUUUUCAUGGCAGAGUGUUUACGGGCCACCUCCAGAUAUGUCUCUCUUCUAGUCGAAAAUUGUAUUCGUUUGAAUUGAUGUAACAUUUUAAUCAGAUCAACCCCACAAUUUAGUCUUGAUUAGUGUCUUGUUUUCGAUAAGAAUGAAAUGGGACCUACAAAAUAGAGUACACGAAUGGCUGGCUGGCAGGCGCCAGAUAAGAAAAGAACAUGUCAAAGCACAAUAGGAUGCCUGCUUGUUUUAUAAUUCAAAUACAGCAGCCAUUACUUCUACCAGAAAACUCUAUACAAGUUUAAUACAAA